ACAUAAACGUACCAGCACGUGAACAGCAAAAGUUUAAAAAUGUAGAUAUUCCAAAUCCUUUCGAAAGUUCUUUUAGUGACCGUUUGACUAUCGCAAACAAACAAGAUUUGACGAGUACCUACUUCCAUUUAUCAGGUACCUGCACAUAAAUAAAUGAGAGCCCCGCCACCCUUCCCUCUGCACCGCGACAACUCAGUCGCGCUGUCACUGGCUGGAAAACGUUCUCUAUCCAGGAAAUUUUUAUUUGAACGCGAUAAGAUAUCGAUAAUAAAUUGAUAUAUGCGAGGUUGGAUUUUAAUUGUUAACAGUAGUAGCUAGUCGGUGCGCUCGGUGUGUUGACACACCGAUAACUCGGUUUGUUUACGAUCGGUUAUUAUUGCGACGGCGACGGCGGCGGCGGCAGUGGUGUGGUCUAGCACAUUCCGUAUCUAGCUGCUCGGACUGACUGAGGAGUAGUGUGGCCCUUCAACAUGGAUAGAGAGUGCGACGAUGACGAAAAUAUCCAGUUACUUAGUGAAAUUGAUCAUGAACGGACUACAAGUGACUCGAAUUUGAAUAGUGUUAUGGUUCACAGAACUGCCUCUCAGGAUACGAUAGUGUUUAAUAGCAAGAUGAUGAAGACCUCCACCCUCACGGAGGACAUGGGCGCCACGUGGGGAGGCCGGAGGUCUCUGCCAGACUCGGGCAGGCUGCGCCGCGUGCACUCGUGGUCUGGCGGACCUCCAGAUGACAUUAGCUCCGAAAUUAUUAUAUUGAGAGAACGGUUGGUUCGGACGCAGGCCCGCCUGCAGCCGGGGGCAGUGCGGCACCUCUCCAGCCGGCAGAGGCUGACGCUGGCUUCCUUAGCGCUCGUGGACUUCAUGAGUUUCUGCUCCAUGAGUGUGAUGGCGCCGUUCUUCCCCCGCGAGGCAGCUGCCAAGGGUCUCUCAGAAACUAUGUGCGGCAUUGUGUUCAGUUUCUAUGCGGUCGUUAUGUUCCUUACAUCGCCUCUGUUCGGGAAAUUUUUACCGACUGUUGGUGCGAAGUUCCUAUUUACAGGAGGCAUGUUUGUCGCCGGCGCUUGCAAUGUAUUAUUUGGCACACUAGCGUUAAUUGAAGACGCGCAAAUGUUCACGAUACUCUGCUUUGUGGUGCGCGGGAUGGAAGCUCUCGGCGCGAGUGCCUACUCCACGGCAAGCUACGUGUUCGUGGUGAACACGUUCCCCGACAGCAUAGGCUCGGUGCUCGGCAUCCUCGAGACGUUCAUCGGUCUCGGCAUGUCAGUCGGACCAGCCAUCGGAGGCCUUCUGUACACGAUCGGGGGCUUCGGGCUACCAUUUUACACUCUUGGCGUUAUCAUGGUGUUGACUGUGCCCAUCAACUUCUUCCUGCUCACUGACUGCGAAGAGUAUGUGUCCGGCUCUAAAACGGCUUCGAUUAUCGCUUUGUUCAAGAUCCCUUCGAUAAUAAUAACGGGUCUUGUAAUAGUGAUUGUGUCCAAUACCUGGGCCUUCCUCGACCCGACUCUGGAACCACAUCUACGCCAAUUUGGUCUCUCCACCGAGCAGAUAGGGUUGAUAUUCCUACUAUUCUCCAGCCUCUAUGGAAUAUUCAGCCCUAUAUGGGGUUGGGUUGCAGAUCGGGUGCACAAUCACUGGUGUAUGAUGGUGUGGGGUUUGUUCCUGUCUUCGGCAGGUUUGCUACUUCUAGGACCUUGUCCUUUCAUACCAGGUCUACCGAGGGAUCUGUGGUUGGAUUUGGUAGCUUUAUCUAUACUGGGUAUGUCCGUGGCACUGACACUCCUGCCCACCUUCCAAGGAGUAUUAACUAGUUCUAUUUACGAGGGCGGAUGCCCCGAGGCGCUGACGACGUACAGCGCGGUGGCGGGCGUGUGGUCGUGCUGCUACUCGCUGGGCGAGGUGCUCGGCCCGGCGCUAGGGGGCGCCCUCACCGAGCGCUACGGGUUCCCGCUCUGUGCCACUCUCUGUGCUGCUGGCUGCUUUACUAUGGCAGUAGUAACUCUAACUUUCUUCUCUCUGCGCGAGUCCCGUAAGUGCACGCAGUCGAGUGGCAGCGCGUGCGACUCCAUCCCGUACACGGACACCACGUGGAACAGCAACAACUUCUGUCGCACGCGCAGCGCGCCGCAGAGCAUGGCGGAGCAUGCGCCGUUGAUUACACCCUGCUCUUGUUACAAUACACAUGGCUUCACUUACGGAACCUCUCCUCCGAAACAUUUCUGUCUACUGCACAACAAGAGCAAUAAGAGUGGGUACGCUAGUAUCGCUGAAAUCGCCGCGUACAUACUCAAAUUUCAAUUCGUCACUAGUUUCUACAUAAAGAUGAGGAAAUCACGAAGAAAAGCCAUCACACCUCCACCCAGCAAGCCCGUGGUCGACGAGGAAUUGUACCAAAACUACCUUGACAAAGAAAAUGAUGAGUCCCGUGUGAAACAACGCAUCAACUCAGAUGGCUACAUUAAUAUGACCAAGAAAAGCGAUAAUUACUGUUCAUAUUUAGAAGACGCCAUCUUCGGCAGUCCUGAUAUCAUGAACAAUGUGUCCGCUGAUCAUUUGAAAGUUAAGAAAUACAACACGGGCCUGGUUUCCACAGAGAAGCGCUGCGAAACUGAGAAAAGAACCACGUACGAAAUAAUACGACAUAAUCUCGAGAAAGUACAAUUUUAUGAGCAAGACGAGUGCCCAGCGUUUGAAGAUAUUUUUGAUAGUUGCGGUUGCAGAGAUGGUGUUACCUACGUGAGAGGAACAGUGACCGUGUCCUCCACCGGCGCCUGUGAAGUGUAGGAUACCGUAGUUACUGGGUUUUAAAAAUUAAUUAUGUAAGAUUUUAUAGUUUUAAUUCAUACCAAUUUAACCAAAUACAAUUCAAAAUAUUAAAUUUAAAUAUAUAUAA
Spodoptera frugiperda (fall armyworm) is the source of this 2892-nucleotide messenger RNA. RefSeq names its product MFS-type transporter SLC18B1. NCBI's taxonomy places the organism in Eukaryota, Metazoa, Arthropoda, Insecta, Lepidoptera, Noctuidae. Bases 471 to 2783 code for a protein of 770 amino acids. The transcript has 12 exons. Gene Ontology annotation, molecular function: transmembrane transporter activity. The record is from RefSeq and is a predicted model, not a curated record. Gene Ontology annotation, biological process: transmembrane transport.